Messenger RNA from Lingula anatina, 1281 nucleotides. Its product is annotated as QRFP-like peptide receptor. The record is from RefSeq and is a predicted model, not a curated record. NCBI's taxonomy places the organism in Eukaryota, Metazoa, Brachiopoda, Lingulata, Lingulida, Lingulidae. Gene Ontology annotation, molecular function: neuropeptide Y receptor activity. Gene Ontology annotation, cellular component: plasma membrane. Gene Ontology annotation, biological process: G protein-coupled receptor signaling pathway.
AUGUCCCUUUCCCUUGAAGACAAACACCCGUUUGACCGUGGGGUGCAAGCAAUCAUCGCCACAGUCUAUUCAAUGACAGCCCUGUUUGCAAUAGUGGGAAAUCUGACCGUCAUUAUUAUCCUCAUCUUUGGCAACCGAUCACGGAGCGACCUGACGACAUUUUUGGUCAACCUGGCGGUUUCGGACCUUGGAAUGGCGCUGUUCUGUAUUCCUUUUACUUUCACGCAGGCCAUGCUGGGAGAUUGGGUGUUUGGCGAAUUCAUGUGUACCUUUGUGCUGUUUACCCAGGUCCUUAUGGUGUCAGUCAGUAUUUUUACCAACAUGACCAUUGGCAUUGACAGGUAUCUGGCAGUGAAAUACCCAUUAAGAAGACGACUAAGCAAGAGGAAAGCAGGCGUAGUCUUAUCUAUUGUUUGGGUUGUCUCAUUUGCCUUGGCGUCGGUGCAAUUUGCUGUGGCAAGAUUGUCAGAGAACUUCACAGAACACAAAGACUGCAACGAGAUCUGGCCCGACAGUUCCUAUCGAUUAGGGUACACGGUUUUUAUGUUUCUAUCGGCUUAUUUUCUCCCCCUGGGAGCUCUCUCGGUGUCCUACUACUGUAUUGGCAAAUCUUUGUGGGAAUAUACCACCCCUGGAAAUCCUGACGAAGUGAGGGAUCAGCUGCAACUUGAAUCUAAAAGAAGGGUGAUCAAAAUGCUUGUGGCUGUGGUAGUGGUGUUUGCAUUGUGUUGGCUUCCGCUGCACCUCUGGGCCUUAAUCCUGGACGCCAAGCCGGACCUCUUGUUACUCGUCAAGACAGAAACACACGAGCGCGUGUACUACGGUGUUUUCUUCACAUGCCACUGGCUGGCCAUGUCGAACAGCUUCAGCAACCCUAUAAUUUAUGGAUUUCUAAAUGAAAACUUCAGGGCCGAUCUAAAAUUACUCUGCCGCAGAUGUAAACGUGGCGGCAGCUUGAGAAGCCAGAGCUCGUACCGGAGAGACCGUGGAACUCGGUACCAUACCACAAGUAUGCGCUCCAGCACCAUCUCCCGUGGGAGUUCUGUGCAGCGAGAUCGUAACAACAGUUGGCGGCAGGAGCACAGCAGGCACUUGGGCGGCGGACAGGAGAUAGAACUUAGGGGGGAUGAAAGGAAGUCGAACAUGAUGGUACAGACCGGAUAUCUUCUGCAUUCACAGACAGAUGAGAUCCUACAAGUUAAUGAAGAAGCGCUAUGAAAAGUCACCCAUGACCACUGCUUAAUUUAUUUAACUAUGAUGAAAACAGGUUAAAAAAACACG